Eruca vesicaria subsp. sativa (arugula) is the source of this 234-nucleotide messenger RNA. Lineage: Eukaryota; Viridiplantae; Streptophyta; Magnoliopsida; Brassicales; Brassicaceae. The record is from the annotation of a GenBank genome assembly.
AUGAGGAAUGCGAUAUUAGUGGGCAUCCACAAAGAGAGGAAGAGACACGAGAAGAACGCGGAGAAGUGGAAGGAGAGAGUUGAAGUACAGCAAAAGGUUAGAGUGGAGAAACAGCAAAAGCGAUCAGGGAACAUUGCUGAUAGGAUUGAACAAAACAAGAUCAGGAAGAAGAAGCUUCUUCGUCCUGGCUUUGAAGGUUGUAAAGAAGGGUUUGUGAAUGAAGGUGGAAAGUAA